This is a messenger RNA of Brassica napus (rape), 1280 nucleotides long. RefSeq lists its product as uncharacterized. The coding region runs from base 125 to 1126 and encodes 333 amino acids. NCBI's taxonomy places the organism in Eukaryota, Viridiplantae, Streptophyta, Magnoliopsida, Brassicales, Brassicaceae. The transcript has 5 exons. The record is from RefSeq and is a predicted model, not a curated record.
UUUAAUAAUAUUAAGAAGCCAAAAAAAGUUACAUAGACUAUGUAACUAAAAGUAAAAAUAUUACUCUUAUUUAAGAGAUCAUUACUUCACAACAUUAACUACAUCUUCUAAAUCAUCAGGUGUAAUGAUGUUUCUGCUACUUGCGAUUGUGGGAUUAAUAAGCUAUUAUGUAUAUAAGUCGAUAAAACCGCCACCACCAAUUCCACUACCGGAAAACGUUUCCAAGAAAUCUCUAAGAGUCGAGCUAAGUGAUGGCAGACAUAUAGCCUACAGAGAAUUAGGGUGUCCAAAGGACGAAGCCAAAAACAAAAUAAUAAUCAUCCAUGGAUAUGCAAAUUCCAAAGAAGUAGAUUUAUACACCACACAGGAAAUGAUUGACGAAUUCAAGAUAUAUUUUUUGUUCUUCGAUAGAGCUGGUCAUGGAGAAAGCGAUCCUAAUCCAUCAAGAACAUUGAAAACAGAUACAUACGAUAUCGAAGAACUUGCUGACAAAUUGCAACUUGGUCCAAAGUUCCAUGUUCUGGGCAUGUCACUUGGAGCUUACCCAGUUUAUGGUUGCCUCAAAUACAUUCCUCAUAGACUAAGUGGAGCUUCAUUGGUGGUUCCAUUAAUAAACUUUUGGUGGAGACGUAUUCCUCAAAACUUGUUGAAUGCAGCAAUCAAGAAAUUACCAUUUGCGUUUCAAAUGAUACUUCGAGUCGCACACUAUUGUCCAUGGUUGCUAUAUUGGUGGAUGACUCAGAAAUGGUUUCCAAAUGAUCGAGAUCCCAAGAAAAUUUGGACUGAACGUGAUAUAGAACUUUCGAAAAUAUAUUAUAAAAAAUCGUACAUGGACGCUGUUAAACGACAAGGUGAAUAUGUGAGCUGCUACCAAGACAUCAUCGCCGGUUAUGGAAAUUGGGAGUUUGAUCCAACCGAACUGAGCAACCCGUUCACGGAUACUAACAAAGGAUCAGUCCAUAUGUGGUGUGCACUCGAUGACAAACAAAUAUUGCGAGAAGUUCUAGUUUAUAUAUGCGAUAAACUUCCAUGGAUAAAGUUCCAUGAGGUCCCUCAUGUUGGACACUGGAUUAUCCAUGAGAAGCAUCAUUUCGAAGCCAUCAUCAAAGCCGCUUGUACUGAAUGAAAAAUGGACAAUGAAGAAAGGAAAAACUUUAUCAAAUUUUUAUGGGAUGCUUAAGUUUGAGAAUGUUUAUAUAAGUUUAAUAAAAAUAUUAUGUACAUGUCAAUAUUAAUAUAUAAAUCUGGUAUGCUAAUGUCAGAUGCAACUAUUUAUAUUA